AUUAAAUUGCCAUGUUGAGUUACAGCCUCUGGUAAUUGUUACAUACCUAAUAGCGCAUGCCACUUUGCUGUGUGUUGUUGUAGUUGUAAAUCUCGAGGUCCAUAUUAUAGGAACCACUUUUAUUUUACGAGGCAUAUAGAUACACAAUGGAAAUGGACAAAACUGACUUCAGUAGGAGUGAAAUGUUGACAGUUGAUCGUACGGGAAUCAUUGGUGCUGGUACCCCGGAAGGAGGUGUUGGGAUUUGCGGAUGGAUUUUGACGGCUAUUGCAUGGCUCCUUGUCAUAUGUACUCUGCCAUUCUCCCUCUGUGUCUGUAUCAAGGUUGUGCAAGAGUAUGAGCGAGCCGUCAUAUUUAGACUUGGUCGUCUCUUACCUGGAGGUGCCAAAGGACCUGGUAUUUUCUUCAUUCUUCCAUGUAUUGAGGACUACACAAAGGUUGAUUUGAGAACCGUGUCAUUUGAUGUUCCACCACAGGAAAUUUUGACACGAGACAGCGUUACUGUAUCCGUUGAUGCUGUUGUCUACUACCGUGUGCAGAAUGCUACCAUCUCAAUUGCAAAUGUUGAAAAUGCCAACGCAUCCACCAGACUGCUGGCCCAGACGACCCUGAGGAACGUGUUGGGAACUAAAAAUUUGGCAGAAAUCCUCUCAGAUCGUGACAACAUCAGUGCCUUCAUGCAGCAAAGAUGUGCGCCUUCCAGUGCAAUUACAGCGUGCUAUGGCGGCAGAGGCAGAGGCAGCGAGGGAAGCAAGAGCUAAGGUGAUCGCUGCGGAAGGUGAACAGAAUGCCUCGCGUGCACUGAAAGAGGCUGCUGAUGUAAUUAGCGAAUCACCAGCCGCCCUUCAGCUCCGUUAUUUGCAGACUCUGAGCAACAUUUCUGCCGAGAAGAAUUCAACGAUAAUUUUCCCGUUGCCUAUUGAGCUUGUCAGCGGUCUCCUGAAAAAUUAGAUGAAAUGGAAAGUAACUGUACCCAUGAACCGGCACGGACAUUUCCUUGAAUUUUAAGGUGGUUUAUUAUUAGAGUCUUCACUCAAUACAUUUAUACUUCAAUCAACUUUACAACCUUUAUUGAGUUUGUUUGCUUAAAUCUAUAUAUAUAUAUAUGUUAUUGUUUCCUUCAUGAUAUUUUUGAAUGUCAUUGAUAGGUUUACUGAUGUAGGUUAUAGUAUAUAUAACUGAUAGUUAAAUUCCUCAAUAUGAUACCCAGUAUAUAUGUUAAACUAUGUUAUUAGUGUAAUUUAUUGAUUCUGGAAGCAAUGUCCAAAGAUAAUUUUGUGUAUACAAUCACUUUUUGAGGUUUAAUGAUAUUAAGGCUUUAAUUGUUAUAUUUUCUCCCAAGAUCCCCAAUUAAUUUAUGCACAAGGAGAUGAAUAAAAAGUAAAUACAGUAGAUAGUAUUUUAGAUAAAGAACAUUCUUAAAAAUUAUUGAGGAGCAAGGCAAUAUUGUUAUUGAUAUUUUUUUAUUAACCAUUUUUGAUGGGUAUUACCUUCUGGUUACAAAGCCAGAUCUCCCUAAUGAUAUUCCAAUAACCAAAAAAGUAACAGUGAAUAAUUUAACAAUUAAAAAAAUCCAGAAGUUUACAACUUUUUAAGGACCCAUAAAAAGUAUCAAAUCAUCUGCCCAGAAUUCCACAGUAAUUAAAUAUACUUUUAUCUUGCUUCCAUUGUCCUAUUUAAUCAUUUUGCAAAAAAAAAAAGAUAUUCUAUUUUAUUUAAUAAGUUACAAAAGUUUUUUCAAGCAUGUUAUACUGUAAUAUAAUAUAAUAAGUUGUUAUGGUAUAUAUUAUAAAUGCUGUAUCAUCUCCACCAAUACUUCUGCAUCUGGGUCUGUAUUUUUCCUCCCUCUCGAGUGACCUCUUAUACCAAAACCUUAAUUUGAGUACCUAGUCAAAAAUGGUAACGAUCAAAGAAUUCUUCAGUGAAAUUAUACUGUAUAUAGUAGAUUAAUUUUGAUGAUAUUUGUCUUCUAAAUUAUUGUUAUGUUUGGGUGAAUGUUAAUUGUCUCAAUGUGAAUGGAGGGUUAGAAUACUGAUUAGAUAUGUAUAUCGGCAUUUAUAUAGUACCUUCUUAUUUUGGAUACUGCCUAGGACUAUCUACCCUUUUUUGUAUAGUUAUAUAAUACAUUAGCUAAAUAUUGUUUUAAAUGUUUCAUACUAUCCAUGUAUUUAUUCUUACCCAUCGAAGAGGCAAAUAGAUUUUGUUUUAUAGAAUUUAUACACAAGUCAAUUGAAUGAUUUAAUAAUUUAUAAAUUAACUAAUUGAUUGUUUGAAUUGUUUUUGAGAAAUUGAAGUACAUGUGUGAAUUUAAAGUGUUCACAUUAACAAUAAAUGCAAAUUGCGAAAUGAAUUUUUUUUUUUAUAAUUUAGGAAAUGUCAGUGUAAAUUAGGAUUACAUUAUCACAUUGUUUUGGUAUAUUGAUUCUGUUAUUACAAUGUAAUCAUUUAACAUACUCUCAGCGACAUUUUGGGAUGCUUUUACCCAGAUAAAAAUAAAGCAAAUUAAAAAGCACAUGUCCAUAAAUGACUGAAUGAUAUGUUUACUGUUGGUUAUUGAGACAAGAUGGAUGAAAAUAUAGCAAAUAAAAUGUACAAUUUGCCUAGAUGCACCAAGACAGUCUGUCUAAUGUGUACAUCAAUCUACCAUAAUCAGGCAUAGGAUCAGGAGUUAAAAAAUUCCUCAGUCACAUGUUAUUUACCUGCUGUAAAUAUAUUUUUUCAUCAUCUGACAGAGAAUGGAUUUUAUAUGAUUUAAUUAAAGGCGAAAUACUGAAAACCAAUGCAGUUACAUUUAUAGUAUAGCAAUAUAGUAUCCCAACAGUACAUAUAU
Molecule: messenger RNA, 2830 nt
Organism: Anneissia japonica
Lineage: Eukaryota; Metazoa; Echinodermata; Crinoidea; Comatulida; Comatulidae
Product: band 7 protein AGAP004871-like
Cellular component (GO): plasma membrane
Source: RefSeq, a predicted model, not a curated record